UUAUAGUAGCUACUUCUAAUAGAUUUGUGAAUAAUAAUGCUAUUCCUAAUCACUCUAGAACUAGAAAAUCUUCAAUAACAAUUCCUCUUAGGACUAGUAUUCUUCAAUAUCUAUUCCUUUUAUGACUGAUAUUUCUUCAUAGAACUGGAAUCCUUUUUGCACAUAACUUUGACAAAAUCUUUGAGUCAACACUCUCCCCCUUUGUCAAAUUUUUGGCAAAAUCCUUGAUUCCAUAAAAGGCUUGGCUUUUGACUCAUCUCCCCCUUAGCUGAUUCCAUGUAUCUCUGUCAUCUAAUGAGUGUUGUCUUGAAUCUCUGUUUGUGACUUCAUCACUGUUUAUGAGCGAAAUGAACAUAGAAUAUCAUCUAUUCAAGUUACAUAAACAAAGAGCACACUGGCUUCUUUUCUUUUUCUUGUUUUCUUGAUAGCUAUAAGAAGAAUCAGAAAAUGUCAUCUGUUCAAGUUUCACAAGGAGAGCAAAAAAAUUUGAGUUCCUUUUCUCUCCCCCUUUUGCUAAAAUUUUUCUGCGACUGUUGAACCUUUUUCUCUCCCCCUUUUAUGCUGAGAGUUUUCUUCCUUUUUCUUUGAAUAUUGGCACGUGUUCUUGACUUUUCAUACCCAGAGUUUUCACUUGAUUUUUUCGGAACCUAACUUGUCUCUUCUUCAUUUGGUCUUUUAGCCUUAGGAUCAAUCCCUUUUAAAGGAUCGAUUCUCCUCCCUUUCCUUUGAUCCUUGUCUGAAUUGAGAGUUGGAAUGGUGGGUUCAUCAACCCCGGCUAUAAGAUGUUCAUAGUCCAAGGAGCUGAUCCGAAAAUUUUCUUCAGAUUCGCGGUUUUGUGGUUCCGCAUGUUCCUGAACCUCUGUCUCUUCUGCAUCUUUCUCCUCCUCAAAUAAUUUAUGGAGGUAUUGCUCAAAAAAAAUCAGAUGAAGGAGGAUCGGUUGCCUCUCCAUGGUUUAGGGCAAACACUGAUUGACCCACGAGACCAUUCGGGUCAACAAUACGGUUAUCUCCCAAAUCAACCGUGAGUGGCAUACAAUUGGGCGUUUCUUCAGAGACUAUUAAAGGGAGAUUCGGAUUACCUGGUGAGGCGUCUCUGUUCUGUUGAACAUCUCAAAACCGAACCUGAGAAAUCAAAGUAGGGUCCAUGGCGAUCGUUGAUGGGUCGUCGGUCAUCAAUUUGUACUGGGUUUGAGAAAACCCAAGUGCCAACAUGCUGAGUUGAGGUUCUCCUACGAGUUCGUUUUGCAUGGCUUCUAUCCAAAAUUCAUCUCUUAGUGCUUCAUCAAUAUUCUUUGGUUCAAACUUGGAGGUGAAACAAUAGUCUUCUUUGGUCAUUUUGAGACUUUGUACUAGGAGGACUUUUGGCAACCUAGGCAGCCCAUGGACAUUCAAGAUGCCGCUUGCAAUGAUCUGGCCUUUUCCUCCAUCUCCAAAGCUCCUGUGGAGAGUACUCCCCAAAUGCUCAAGGCCUACCAGACUCGUAAACGACAGCGGGCUCCUAGUUCCGAGGCCACUUCUGGUGAUGAUGCUGAGGAUGAUGAUGACGGGGCAUCAUCGGUUGGGCUUAUGGAUGACCCUAUCAUGGACGGGGUGGAUUCCAACAUACAGUUUUCGCCUGCCCAGUUCUCCCCAGUCACUCCUUUCCAUGCUGUGGACUCCCCUUCUCGUGGGCCUUCUUUGGCCGUACCGCAAGCUACGCCAAGCCCUACCGGUGAGUAUGAUGCUCGGGAUCCUCUGGCUGCUCAGAUUUUGACUGGUCCGGGCAGCCCUCGUCUUCGUCCCUAUGAUCCUGAGCAUGUGGACUUUAUUCUUCGUGGAGUGCGAGAUAUGGUACCGGCCCAUCGGCGCUUCUGGAUUGAUAGUAGUCCGAUGGAAACCUUGAGUUCCUGCCAAGUUGGAGAUUCCAUGAACGUAAGUGGUCCCUCCCCCACCCCCCUUUUUUUUAUUGUGUGUACCUGGUGUCUCCCUAUUUUGUGCAGAUGGUUAUGCAAUCCAUCGGGCUUCACCAGCGCCUGCAGGAGGCCUCUCGAGAGUAUACCGAGUUGGAGAAGACGCAACGGGGUUUAGAGCAUACUCUCCGGGAAGAAGAGGAUGCUCGUAGGCGCAUCAUGAGAGAAUUAAAAACCCUGAAGGAGGCGCACCAAACCCUGCAGCAAGAGUACCGGGCAUUGGGAGAUAAGCAACAGGCCCUUCAGGAGGAUCAUAGGAUUUUGGGGGAGGAGCACCAGGCCCUCCAGGAGGAACAUAAAACCUUCGGGAAGGAGCACCAGGUCCUCCAGGAAAAGCACAAAACUCUGGGGGAGGAGCACCAGGCCCUUCAGGGGGAACACAAAACUUUGCUGGAGGAGCAUAAAAAACAGCAACAAGAUCAUGACAAGGCCCUUGAAGGUGCCGUGGAAGACUGGCAAAGGACUGAAGAUUUCGCCCGUGCUCCAAGUGAAUAUUCGUGCACGCAUAUGCCCGGGCUGAUCCGCUGGUGGUUGGGGCAUUCGGAUCGUUCUAGCGAAGGUAUGGUCGAGGCCAUGCUAGGGUGGCAGUCUGUGCAAGAGUACCAGGAUUAUACGGGCCCUCCGCUUGUACAUGUCCUCCAAGAAUGGGCAACUACCCUCGGAGGCAGGGUGGCCAUGGGGCCUGUAGCGGAGGUGUGGUUGCGCGAAACGCUAGAAGGUUAGACCAGGUUGGUGCCGGAAUGCAAUGCGGCGUUUUACAUGGGGCAACGAGAUAUGCAAGACAAGCUUUACGAGAAGCUGGAGCGCCGGUUCACUUCUUCAGUAUUGAAGGGUGGAAACUGCCAGAUGUCCUUCCUCUUCGACCUACUCGAGCUUAGGCUACGCCUUCUUCUACGACACCUGCCGGCGGGGAUGUGCUUAUGACUCCCGAAGCGGCCCAACUCGGUGUGACGUCGUCUGUUGAAGCUCCCUCGGAACCUGUGGCCGGAUAUGGUAUUAUCGGGAGCGUAGACCCCUCUGAUCUCCAUCUCACUAUCAAUUCAGGCUCAUGAUUUUCUAGCUCGGAUGCCGCCUCUGCAGCCCCAUAGAUUUAGGCAUAGAUCUUUUUUUUUUUUUUUGGAUAUUUC
Ipomoea nil (Japanese morning glory) is the source of this 3076-nucleotide messenger RNA. RefSeq names its product protein Daple-like. The record is from RefSeq and is a predicted model, not a curated record. Lineage: Eukaryota; Viridiplantae; Streptophyta; Magnoliopsida; Solanales; Convolvulaceae. The coding region runs from base 1980 to 2672 and encodes 230 amino acids. The transcript has 4 exons.